GACGACUUUAAAACGACAGACUUGCCAGAGAACAGAAACAAAAAAAAAACUAGGACGCCGCACGUUUUAAUUUCUGGAGGUGAAAGGUCAGUGGUGAAGAUCAGACUAUGAAGAGCGCGCAUCCGCUUCACAUCGUCUCCCCACUUAGAGAGAGUGUGUCCCUGUCACAGGGAGCAGGUACAGCUGUAUACCUGAAGUUGGAUUCAUGUCAGCCUACAGGCUCGUUUAAAAUCCGAGGCAUCGGCCACUUGUGUAAAAUGUGGGCAGAAACUGGCUGUACUCGAUUUGUCUGUUGCUCAGGAGGCAAUGCUGGCAUGGCUGCUGCCUAUUCCGCACGGAAGUUGGGACUGCCUGCCACCAUAGUGGUACCCAGUAUUACCCCUUCAGCCACGGUGCAAAGACUUUCUGAUGAAGGUGCUGAUGUCAUCAUUCAUGGAAAAUCACUGAAUGAGAGCCUUGAAUUUGGCCAGCAGCUUGUGUCUAACAACCCUGACUGGGUAUUCAUCUCUCCCUAUGAUGAUCCCCUUAUUUGGGAAGGUCAUACCACUCUGGUAAAGGAACUAGAGUCCCAGCUGGAUGGGAAGCCAGGAGCAGUAGUUUUGUCUGUGGGAGGUGGUGGCCUCUUGAAUGGAGUCGUGGAAGGUCUCCGCCAUGCUGGAUGGGAAGAUGUCCCCAUCAUUGCUAUGGAAACAGUGGGUGCUCACAGCCUCAAUGCAGCCAUGAAGGCAGGAGAGCUGGUUACACUGCCCUCCAUCACUAGUGUUGCUACCACACUGGGCCUUACACGAGUAUCAUCUCAAACAAUGAAGCUUGUGAGUGAGCACCCUGUUUACUCAGAGCUGGUCACAGAUCAGGAAGCUGUUUGGGCAGCUGAGCGUUUCAUUGAUGAUGAAAAGAUUCUGGUUGAACCUGCUUGUGGUGCUGCUCUUGCAGCCAUCUACUGCAAUAUCAUUAAGCGUCUGCAGAAGGAGAAUAAAUUGUCUCAGGUGUUGGGGCCUGUAGUGGUGGUUGUGUGUGGUGGCAACAAUAUUAGCAUUGAGCAAUUGCAGAGACUGAAGAAACAAUUGGGAAUGAUUGGCUAGACAAGGACACAUAUCUAGGCAACAAAGUAACAAUGUAACUUAAUGAACAACCUAAAUUUGAAUUUUGAAUUAAAAUUUGAAUUUACUAGUACAAUAUACUUUCUAUAUUUCUAUAAUAACCAGAGUGGUGCUUUUUUUUUUUGAAAACCAAUAUGCUCUUAAAGUAAAAAUUCACAAUUUGUUAGCAGAUCUAGAAAACAUUUAAACUGAAAAAUGCUGCAUUAGCAUUCAGUAUUGCAGAUUAUCUGUAAUGCAUUAGUAUUCAGCCUCUUGGACCAGUACUGCUACGCACUUUGCUGCAAUAACUGCUUCGUGUCUUUGCUAGCAGCUUUUCUCAUCUGUAACCCUGAUGAAUAAGAUGAAUUUUAAGGGUUUUACAACAUUUGCAUGGCACUCUUUAAUUCUACAUCUCAGACUGUGCUCCUGUAUUCAGUAUACAGCAGACAUUUUUCACACCUGCUUGGGCUGCCUUUCAUUCCAGAAUGUCUAGCUUGACUCAAGUAAGGGUUACUAAUUUAGAAAUGUAAGUUAGUCAAGCAUCCUAAAGAAUGGUUAGAAGCAGGUGUUUUAAAAUCUAUGUUGUAUCUAAGUCCUUGCCUAAAAACAUAUUUCAGUGUGGGAUGAAAAAUAGUUUCCUAGUUUUCCCAUGUUUGGUGAAAUGUUUGUGCUUUAGAGAUUAUCUGCCUAAUAUAAUGUUUGUUUCUGUUCAUUUUUCUGUAUAUAUAGCAUAUACCUGUUUGCAAAGGUUUAGGGACCUCUGGUAAAAUUAGAUAUUUUAUUGUUUUCUGAAGUGAUUAGUAAACACCCUUUGUAUCAACGAUUUUUGUUUAAAUAAUAUUAUUCUGCAACAUAUUACUGUAGAGUUACUUUGUAUUUGAUGUUGACAGUGUUUAUACUAACAUUAUCUAAAUAAUUUGACAGGGUUUUAUGUACUGUGCAUAAAAAG
Tachysurus vachellii is the source of this 2028-nucleotide messenger RNA. Its product is annotated as L-serine dehydratase/L-threonine deaminase-like. Lineage: Eukaryota; Metazoa; Chordata; Actinopteri; Siluriformes; Bagridae. The coding region runs from base 108 to 1082 and encodes 324 amino acids. The record is from RefSeq and is a predicted model, not a curated record. Gene Ontology annotation, biological process: L-serine catabolic process; L-threonine catabolic process. Gene Ontology annotation, molecular function: threonine deaminase activity; pyridoxal phosphate binding; L-serine ammonia-lyase activity. The transcript has 8 exons.